AUGAUUAAAUCUUUUAGAUUUUCAGCUUCUAGUCUUUUAAAUUUUAGAAACCAAUGCUUUAAUACUUAACGUGUAGGUAAGGUAUUUUAUGCGCCAAAGUUAUUAACUUUCCCACUGUUGAAGUAAAAUUUUACUCAGCUCGAAAAAGGCUCAGACUUGCAAUAAUCAGUAGAAAAAUAAACUAAAAAGAAAAAAGGUAUGAGUAAAAUAAUUAAAAAAUCAAGCUCUAUUUCAGAGCCUGAAUAGUCGUAGUCCAGUACUACUACUUAAAAGACUAAAAAGCAGGCUCAAUUAGGUGAUUUCUUUGCUGGAAUAAAAAAAAAACCUGAGACCUAAGUUGAAGAUAAAGUAGAAAUAAAUACAGAAUUAGGAGAUGGAAUUUGGAAAGAUCGUUAAAAUAUUAAAAUAGCAUGUUGGAAUGUGAAUGGAUUAAGAGCUGUUUUGAAAAGAGAAGACUUAUAAAAGUAUAUAAAGUAAGAAAAUCCUGAUAUUCUAUGCCUAAAUGAAACUAAAAUAGAUGAAUCGAAUUUUAUAAAAGAAAAAGUAUACAAAGAUAUUCCUUCAGGCUAUUACUAAUAUUGGAAUUUCUGUAUACCACCAAUUAAGGGUUACUCUGGCGUUUCUAUUUUCUCUAAAGAAAAAGUCAUUAGCAUUAAAAAAGGUAUAGAUAUUGCAGAGCACGAGAACGAAGGAAGGGUUCUUACAGCUGAAUUCGAUAAAUUUUAUUUAGUUGUAGUUUAUGUCCCUAAUGCAGGAUCGGAAUUAGUUAGACUAGAUUAUAGAGUUAAUUCGUUUGAUAAAGACUUUCAAAAUUAUUUAAACUAACUAAAAUUGAAAAAAAAUGUGAUUCUUUGUGGUGAUUUAAAUGUAGCUCACUAAGAAAUAGAUAUAGCUAAUCCCAAAUCUAAUAGAAACUCUCCAGGAUUUACAAUUGAAGAAAGGAAUAGCUUUAGUAAAUUUUUAGAAAGUGGAUGGAUAGAUACAUUUAGAUUUUUAUAUCCAGAAACUAUAAAAUAUUCUUGGUGGAGUGUUAGAACUAAAGCUAGAGAAUCAAAUAUAGGAUGGAGAAUAGAUUAUUUCGUUGUAAAUAAAGAAUUUAAGUCCUCUAUUAAAGACUCUAUGAUAAAUAAUAAUAUCUAUGGAAGUGACCAUUGUCCAGUUGAAUUUAUUUUAAAUUUAGAUGCUAUUUAAUAAAAUGAAACUUCUUCAAACGAAAAUACAUAAACAAAUAAAUCUAAUUGA
Molecule: messenger RNA, 1242 nt
Organism: Tetrahymena thermophila SB210
Lineage: Eukaryota; Ciliophora; Oligohymenophorea; Hymenostomatida; Tetrahymenidae
Product: ExoIII family purinic/apyrimidinic (AP) endonuclease family animal Ape2 subfamily protein
Exons: 3
Biological process (GO): base-excision repair
Cellular component (GO): nucleus
Molecular function (GO): phosphoric diester hydrolase activity; DNA-(apurinic or apyrimidinic site) endonuclease activity; double-stranded DNA 3'-5' DNA exonuclease activity
Source: RefSeq, a predicted model, not a curated record